This is a messenger RNA of Clonostachys rhizophaga, 11535 nucleotides long. NCBI's taxonomy places the organism in Eukaryota, Fungi, Ascomycota, Sordariomycetes, Hypocreales, Bionectriaceae. The record is from the annotation of a GenBank genome assembly.
AUGUCGGGAACCACUAUUGAUGACGUCGUAAAGCGUCUCAGUAUUCCUGAGACGGAUACGAAAUUGAAAUUUGAAGCUGCGACGACUUUACGCGAUAGUUUGGAUCACUACACCAAUGGUCCUAUAUACUCCCCGUUCCUUAAGAGAUUGAUGCCCAUUUUCAUCAACAUCUUGCGCGGACAAUGUAUUUUUCAAAGCAACAACAUGGAGCAGAGGCUCCGCCACUGCAUUUUAGAGGUCUUGCAUCGUCUUCCCACCAGCCCUUCGCCGACCGAGCCCUUCGAGCCUUUCGCCCCCGAGAUUGUCGACUUGUUGAUGGGUCUUGUUCGGAACGAUAACGAGGAAAAUGCUACCCUUUGCGUCAAGAUUAUCUCGGACAUCAUGCGCCACCAGCACAAGGUGCUGCAGGGCAAGGUCCAGGAUUUCUUGACACUCAUUCAAGAGCUGUUUGAACAGAUGGAGAGCGUCGUCAGAGAACAGCUGGAUAACCCGACAGGCCCCGGAAAUUCGCAGCCUGUAAACUCACAGCUCGCAGCAGCCGCCGCGCCGUCGACGCCAGGAAGCACCCAGACCAAUUUCCAGUCUCCUCGGCCGGGAUCGCCUGUAGCCGCCGUUCCUGAUCUUGGACCGGAUCCUCAGCAACAGAAUAGAUCGCUUUUGAAGGGCAUGCGGUCCUUCAAGGUCCUGUCCGAAUGCCCCAUCAUCGUUGUUUCGAUUUUCCAGAUCUACCGCAACACUGUACAACAAAAUGUCAAGGCAUUUGUUCCAUUAAUAAAAAAUGUGCUUUCGGUACAGGCCAGUGCUCAGCAGCAAGCACACACGGAUGCUGCCGCCAAAGGCCAAAUCCAUACUGGUGUUAGUUCAGGCAUUAAGAAUAGGGCUGCUUUCGGUGACAUGAUCACGGCGCAAGUCAAGACAAUGAGUUUUCUGGCCUAUCUGCUUAGACAGUAUGCAAACCAGCUCUCAGACUUUCUCCCUAAUUUGCCCGGAAUAGUGGUUAGGCUGCUCAAGGACUGCCCGCGAGAGAAGUCCGGUACUCGGAAGGAAUUGCUAGUCGCUAUCCGGCAUAUCAUCAACUACAACUUCAGGACCAUUUUCCUUCCAAAGAUCGAUGAGCUUUUGGAUGAGCGAACUUUGACGGGCGACGGUCUUACUGUUUAUGAAACUAUGCGACCUUUGGCGUAUAGCAUGCUGGCUGAUCUCAUUCAUCAUGUGCGGGAUUCUUUGAGCCCUGAGCAAAUUCGCAAGACUGUUGAGGUCUACACCAAGAAUCUCCAGGAUAAUUUUCCCGGGACGAGCUUUCAAACAAUGAGCGCCAAGCUUCUGCUUAACAUGGCUGAAUGCAUUGCAAAGCUACCCAACAAGAACGAUGCUCGACACUACUUGAUCAUGAUCCUUAAUGCUAUUGGAGACAAGUUUGCCGCCAUGAAUCGCCAAUAUGAUAAUGCGAAGAAGCUGUCGAAGAUAUACCACCAACAAUUGGAGGGUGGCCAACCGGAUCCACAAACUGAGAAGGAUAAGGCGCCUGAAUGGGACGAGAUCGAUAUCUUCUCAGCUAUGCCGAUUAAGACAUCAAAUCCCCGAGACAGGGCUAAUGACCCAGUGGCAGACAACAAAUUCCUGUUUCGAAAUCUUAUGAAUGGCUUGAAGAACACAUUUUACCAGCUUCGAACCUGCAAUGUCGAUCUUAAGCUUGACAUUGCUACGGUUCCAACCCACUGGCAGGACGUUUCCUAUGGCUUCAACGCAGAGGAGGUCGAGGUGAUCGUCAAGCUUUUCCGUGAGGGUGCCUAUGUCUUCCGCUACUAUGAGAUCGAGAAGCCAACAGCCGAGCCUCAAUAUUCUUCUCCUGUGGAGUACAUGGCAAACUUCUAUAUGAUCUCCAGUAGUAAGGAAGAGAAGGAGCUUCUUGAGACUUUUGCCACCGUCUUCCACUGCAUCGACCCUGCCACAUUUCACGAGGCUUUUCAACGGGAGAUCCCAAGGCUCUAUGACAUGAUUUUCGAGCAUACUGCCCUUCUGCAUAUUCCUCAGUUCUUUCUUGCUAGCGAAGCAACAUCGCCAAGUUUUUGCGGGAUGCUUCUCCAAUUCUUGAUGGAACGCAUCGACCAAGUUGGCUCUGCUGAUGUGAGAAAGUCUUCAAUUCUGCUACGUCUCUUCAAGCUCGCAUUCAUGGCGGUUACGCUAUUUGCUCCACAGAACGAGCAGGUACUCCUCCCACAUGUCGUCAACAUUGUCACCAAGUCAAUUGAGCUUUCAACAAAGGCUGAGGAGCCAAUCAACUACUUCCUGUUGCUGAGAUCCCUCUUCCGUAGCAUUGGCGGUGGCAAGUUUGAGCAACUUUACAAGCAGAUUCUACCUCUCCUCGAAAUGCUUCUUGAUGUUCUCAACAACCUCCUCAUGGCCGCAAGGAAGCCCAGCGACCGUGACUUGUAUGUCGAGCUCUUAGUUGCUUUGCGCGCGGGUACCGAUCUUGUUGGCCAGGGGCUGAGAACACUGGAGCUCUGCGUCGACAAUCUAACUGCAGACUACCUGGACCCCAUUAUGGCGCCAGUUAUUGAUGAGCUUAUGACUGCUUUGUUCGAUCACCUGAGGCCUCAUCCAUAUAACCACUUCCACGCUCACACAACCUUGAGGAUUCUGGGUAAGCUGGGCGGCAGAAACCGAAAGUUUAUGACGAAUGCAGUUCCUCUCAGGUACAAGGAAUAUGCCGAGGAUCCCAGCAGCUUCGACGUGCGUCUAAUUGGAUCGAAGAAAGACCGUGCCUUCCCUGCAGAAGUUGGAAUUGAUGCAGCGAUUCAGAAAUUGAUGGAGGUGCCCCGUAACUCUAAGAAUAACCAGUCGCGCCAGUUUGACGGCUAUUACAAACAGCAGGCUCUCCAGUUCAUCAAGGCAAACAUCAAACUCCGGAUUGGCUUCGACCAACUUCCCGACGACCUACCUCGUAUUGUACGACUUCAAGCACAGGAUUUCUUAGCUCGGAAACUGGAUGUUAACUUCGCGCCUUUUGAGAUCUCUGACCGCGAAAGAUCUAUUCCCAAGAAGGAGGAGCAAGACCAAAUAGUCAAGAGGCUUUUGAAGGCUGUGUUAUUCACACAGUCAAUGCCAGAAUUCCAAGAAGAGUCGCAGGCCUUCUUGCUCAAUAUCUGUCGUCAUUUCGCACUCAUUGAAGUCGGGCGUUCGUUGGUGGAGCUUAAGAAGCACAAUCCAUUCGAUCCGAAGGCGGGUGAGGGCCCUCUGUGCAUUGACACCAAGGUUCUUUCCGAGGCUAUCGUGGAGUCCCUCGCAUCCGAUCACCCCGAGGUCCGUGAAGCCUCCCAGAACUGCAUUCGGGAGCUAUAUGACUCCUUCGUGACUAUCUUGGGUUCCGAGGCCAGUGUCUGGCAUCUACCCUUCUUCAACCGCCUAAGUAGCACGUUCUGUCACAGCUGCUAUGAGGAAGAAUGGUUCACGAAGACUGGAGGCAGCCUUGGUAUCCACUUCCUGCUUACUGAACUGGAUCUAGGUGAUGCUUGGGUUGCAACGAAACAGACAGAGUUCAUCCGUGCCUUGAUGUACGUGAUCAAGGACAUGCCCCAGGACCUCCCUGAGAAAACCAGACGCCUUGCCCAGUCGAGUCUGAAGGUUUUGCUUGCGCGGAUCACAAAGAAUAUCAAGAAGGAGGACGCACUGCCCAUCCCACACCAGCAAGGUCAAGCGCCGCAGAAACAGCCCAGAUUGGCUCAGAUUUGUAUGUUGUUCAACAACGAGCUGUGCCACAUGAACAAGCACGUACGUGAGGCUGCAAGACAAUCCCUCGAGUUGAUCGCCAGUGCCGCCAGCUGCGAGGUCUGGGAACUGCUUGAGCCCUACAAAGAGAGAUUCCUGCAACCCAUCUAUGCUAAGCCCUUAAGAGCUUUGCCAUUUGUCACACAGAUUGGUUACAUCAAUGGCAUGACGUAUCAUCUCGGUCUUAAGAGUAAUUGGAUUCCGUUCGACGAGAAUUUGAACCGACUCCUCAUGGAAUCGCUCGCACUGGCUGACGCCAAUGAUGAGUCCCUCGCCAAUAAACCCGCCGAGUAUCGCACCCACGAGCACAUUGUAAACUUGAGGGUUUCCUGCAUCAAGCUGUUGAGUACUGCGAUGGGCUGCGAAGAGUUCGCCAACUCGCCAAGCAAGUCAAGGAUUCUGAUUGUGUACUUCAAAUGUCUCUACUCCGAGUCCAAGCCAACCAUUCUUGCUGCGCAUGAUGCUUUGAAGUCUGUUCUUAGUGUGGAUAGACGCUUGCCGAAGGACCUUCUUCAAGGUGGACUGAAGCCCGUUCUCCAAAGUCUUCAGGACCCCAAACGUCUCACGACUGCUGGCCUUGAUAACCUGUCCAGGCUUCUGAAGCUGCUGACAAGCUAUUUCAAGAAGGAAAUUGGCACUCGUCUACUUGAUCAAAUCGACCAUAUUGUUGAACCCAACAUGUGGCAGCAGAUUUCCUUUACGUAUUUUGAGCAGAAUUCUCAAAUGAAGGUCAUCGCCGCGAUCCUAAACAUUUUCCACUUGCUCCCAGCCCCUGCUGAGGAAUUCGAGGAGCGACUGAUUGAGUACUUCCUGACUCUUGAGGAGAGGCUUAGAAGAACACACCAUAGCCCAUUCCGACUCCCCAUAUAUCGAUACAUCAAUCGAUAUCCCAAGGAACUUUGGGCGUACUUGGCGGAUAAGCUAGGCGAGCUGAAAUACGGUCGCCUUCUGGCUCAAGCAGUUGCUCAUAACGAUAGCUCGCCGCUACGGGAAGUUGCCGUCGAAUCCAUUGAAGGCAUAAUGACUAAAUGCAAUGAACUCAUUGCACAGGGAGGAGAAGUUAAAUUCAUCGGAAUGAUUAAUGCUGUGCACAUUCUAGAGUCGAUGUGUCACUACCCGAAUGCAAGUACCUGGUUAGCCAAGAAGGAGGUCGUUUCUUGGCUGAAGACAAUUGGAAAGGAUUUCGAGCACCAUCAGCGAAGCUACACACUCCCAGCUCACCUUCGAUUGGCUUCUUAUCAGGCAUCCGAGCAGCUCAUGACGAUCUUGGUGAAGUCACUUGAGCAGACUCCCAAGGACUUGGACAGUCUUUUCAGUCUGGUCGCUUCAGUAACGGCAGAGGAGCUGCGUUCUACGCAGAAACUUUUUACUUUCCUUUACGAGCAUAUCAUUUCCGAUGACUCUGUUGAUUUUUGGAGGACAACAAUCCUCCGCUGCCUGGAAGUGUAUGCAGGGAAAAAUGACUCGAACAAGACGAAAUACUUCUUGUUGCAUUACAUUGUCAACCCGAUUGUUGCCAUGGAUGUGAUGAGGCACUGGCACACCCGAGAGCAGAACAAGACUCACAAGUUGAUUGAUCGCUCCGUCAUCGAAUCUGUCAGCACGAAAAUUUGGAAAGUUCCAACUAAUCCUGAGGGAACCGCUGAUGACCAAGCUCAGCCUGGUAUCGAUCACACUCGAUUUGAACUAUUACAGUUUUCCGCAAUGCUUGUCAAAUAUUAUCAUACAGCACUAUUGGAGGCGAGAAAGGACAUCAUUAAGUUUGGCUGGACCUUUAUUCGUCUUGACGACAUUAUCAACAAGCAUGCCGCUUAUGUUGUUAUUGGUUUCUUCAUCUCAAUCUACGAGACGCCAAUCAAGAUUGUUUCCCAAGUCUAUCUGUCACUGCUCAAAACGAAUCAGAAUGAGGGUCGCGCGUUAGUCACCCAAGCCCUCGAGUUGAUCGCUCCAGUGCUACCUAAAAGAUAUAGCGCUCAGGGUGGUGAGAGGUCACUGGCUUGGGCUAUGGCUCCUCGAAGGAUUCUUGCGGACGAGGGCCAGAAUGUGCAGCAAAUGACGAGCAUCUUCCACUUCCUUGUCAAAAACCCUCGCCUGUUUUUUGAUGCGCGCGACAAGUACAUGAUUCUCCUUAUCACGUCACUCCGGAAAGUUGCGGUACCCCCCAACCCGUCACACGAAAGCAGAAAGCUGGCUCUUAAUAUGAUGGACCUGAUCUGGACCUGGGAACAGUGGCGAGUUGAAGGCAAACCAUUUUCGGAGCAGGAAGUUCGAUCGGUCUCUGAAUCUCCCAACUCCAAGAAGCGGAAACUUGAGGGAGAGUCUCUUGGAGGACAACCCGCGGUAUCAACACCUCAGCAAACCGCCCCAGUCGAGAGACCUGAGUAUCAACUUCCACCAGUGUUCCGCCUUAAGAUGCUCAAGUAUCUGGUCGAAUUCAUCGCACAGCUGCAUGAGAGAUAUGAACUGCCUUCGGCGAAACCUCGUGUUGAGAACACCUCAGUACUCCCUCUUAGUCCCCCUCCAUCUGACCUCUGCAAGCGAGCCAUGGCCUUGUUCCAUCAUCUUGUCCAGCCUCGUUACUGGGGAGAUUUAGAACUGGAUUUGUUCCCGAACGUCACGGAUGUUAUCCUUGCUAGUGACAAAACACAGACGAUCCUCAACACGGAUCCGUCUGAUAAGGAGAAAUACGACGACAAGUUCCUCACUAAUAUCAUCAACACCCUUCAGGUUGUACGCAUUGUUCUCAACUCCAAGUCGGAUGAUUGGGUUCGAUCAAAUAUGCCAGCCGUGCAGAAGGUGCUAGAGAAGUGCUUGAAGAGUGAGAACCCUGAAAUUCAGGACUGCCUACACUCUGCCGACAAGAAGUACGAUGAUGGUAGGGAUCUCAAGCCUAUCAUCAAGCGAGUUCUCGAUGCUGUUCCAGAAGACACACCAAUGGACGAUGCGGAUGCCGAUGGCGAGCCAGAAACUCAAACGUCCGAAUUUAUAGCCCAUCUCUCACAGGUGGCGACUGAAGCGAUGAACAAUAGCUCAUACGUUUCUGGUGUCAACAUUCUGUGGUCAAUAGGCAACAGGAAACCUACCGUCAUCGACCAGCACAUUCCAUCCCUCAUGAAAGCUUUACAAAGCAAGCAUGCCAGGGAACAUGUCCAGCACUAUAAUAUAGUUGCCGGACAAGCUGCUGGGAUUAAGCAGCCCCCUAGCCAAGAUGCUAGCAACCCUCCUGUGGAAAUGAAUGCCCACGAUCUCGAGAUUCAAACAAGGAUCAUGAUCAAGGAGAUCCAGGUAGUGGCCUUGCGUAUGGAACAGCUUGGUGACCACAGACGACCUUUCCUGAGUGUCCUCGCGACUCUGGUAGAAAAGUCGAUGCACAUUGGAUUGUGUGAAGAGAUCCUGAGCAUGGUUCAGGGCUGGGUGUUCCGAUCAGAGGGAACCUGGCCCACGCUUAAGGAGAAGACUGCUGUUCUCCACAAAAUGCUGUCCUUCGAACAUCGACAAGAUCCAACUAUGCUGUCCAAGUUUCUGGAGCUUGUGAUUCAAAUCUACGAGGAUCCAAAGAUCACUCGUACUGAGCUAACUGUACGAAUGGAGCAUGCCUUCCUCAUCGGCACCCGUGCUGUUGACCAUCAGAUGCGCAACCGCUUCAUGACUAUCUUCGACAAGAGUUUGUCGAAGACAUCGAGUGCACGGCUUGCGUAUGUGCUAAACUCUCAAAAUUGGGACAUGCUGGCAGACUCGUACUGGUUAGCACAAGCCUCCCAGCUGCUGCUAGGCGGUGUUGAGAUGAGUACAAAUAUUCAGCUUCACCAUACCGACUUCAAGGUCUUGUCUGCUUCUCAGCUUGCUGCAGUCUAUUCAAAGGAGAAGGAGCACAGAGAACCAACACUGAUGUCAGAUGACAAAUUCGACACGUUUAUGGCUAAGCAUCGGCGAUUUAUGACAGAAAUUGGCGACGUCAAGGUUCGGGAUAUUAUCGAGCCUCUCAUUCAGCUGCAGCACAUUGAUUCUCAGCUGGCCCAUGAAGUCUGGGUCACUCUUUUCCCACUUUUCUGGUCUUCGACUGCACGGGACGAGCGAAUAGAACUCGAGCGUGGGUUGGUUGUUCUCUUAACAAAAGACUUCCAUAGCCGUCAGAUCGACAAGCGCCCUAAUGUGGUUCAGUCUCUUAUCGAAGGCGCAGCCAGAACGUGGCCUGAAUGUAAACUGCCUCCUCAUGUGUUAAAAUUCGCUGGAAAGACGUACGAUGCCUGGUACACCGCCAUGGUGCAACUGGAGAACGCUGCCAUCAAGCCAAUCAGCGAUUCGGCCAAGGUUCGUGAGAGCAAUCUCGAUGCUCUUGUCGAAAUGUACUCGUCUCUCCAGGAGGAAGACUUGUUCUAUGGAACAUGGCGAAGGAGGUCUCAGUUUAUGGAGACCAACGCUGCGCUUUCCUACGAGCAGAAUGGCAUGUGGGACAAGGCCCAGAAGUUGUACGAGAACGCUCAAAUCAAAGCAAGGACCGGAGUCAUUCCUUUUGGGCAGGCCGAAUACAUGCUCUGGGAGGAUCACUGGGUGUUGUGCGCACAGAAACUACAGCAGUGGGAGAUUCUUCAGGACUUUGCCAAACACGAGAACUUCCAGGACCUUCUCCUGGAAUGCGCCUGGCGCAACACGGAAAUGUGGCAGGAGGAACCACAGAGGGAUGCUGUCAACGCUGUGAUCCAAGGUGUUAUGGAUGCCCCUACGCCAAGACGCGCCUUCUUCCAGGCUUUCAUGUCUCUGCUCAAGUUCCACAAUGGACAAGAACCACAAAAUGAGUUUGUCCGUGUCUGCGAUGAAGCGAUCCAACUAUCAAUCCGGAAGUGGCACCAACUUCCUGAUCGGCUUACGAAUGCUCAUAUUCCCCUUCUCCAAAACUUCCAGCAACUCGUUGAGCUUCAUGAUGCCAGUGUUAUUUGCCAGAGCUUAGCCAACACCAACUCAACCAACCUCGAUGUCAAAUCUGGUGAGCUGAAGUUGCUUCUUGGAGCCUGGCGGGACCGAUUGCCCAACGUUUGGGACGAUAUCACGGCUUGGCAAGAUCUUGUCACCUGGAGGCAACAUAUCUUUGGUCUUAUCAACCAAACCUACCUUCAGCUGCUCCCCCCUCAAGGUCAACAAAACAGCAGUGGUGCCUCGUCAUUCGCAUACCGUGGCUAUCACGAAACUGCAUGGAUUAUCAACCGAUUUGCUCAUGUGGCACGAAAGCACAGUUUGCCUGAAGUAUGCAUCAGUCAGCUCAGUCGUAUCUAUACGCUACCCAACAUCGAGAUUCAGGAGGCAUUCUUGAAACUUCGUGAGCAGGCUAAAUGUCAUUAUGAGAAUCCAGAGGAACUCUCAAGUGGUCUUGAUGUGAUCAACAACACCAAUCUCAAUUAUUUCAGCCCUCAGCAAAAGGCUGAGUUCUAUACUCUGAAGGGUAUGUUCUUGGAGAAGUUGAACCAGAAGGAUGAGGCCGACAAUGCGUACGGCACAGCCUUGUACUUUGACAUCUCAGCUGCCAAGGCUUGGGCCGAGUGGGGAUACUUCAAUGACAGGAAGUUCAACUCGGAACCAACGGAUCUGAAUGCAGCCCGGCAAGCUCUGACAUCGUACCUCCAGGCUGCUGGAAGCUACAAGAAUGCAAAGUCUCGCAAGCUCCUUGCUCGUAUUCUUUGGUUACUGAGCCUGGAUGAUGCUAAGGGUUCCAUUGCCAUGGGUUUCGAGGAUUUCAAGGGCGAGACCCCGGUGUGGUACUGGAUUACCUUCAUUCCCCAGUUGCUUACCGGUCUUGGGCACAAAGAAGCGCCAAAGGUUUACCAGAUUCUCGUUAGAAUUGCAAAAUCCUAUCCUCAGGCUCUGUACUUCCAGCUUCGGACCAACCGGGAAGAUAUGCUCGUAAUCAAGAAGAGCCAGGAAGCGAAAGAGAAGGCCAGACAACGGGGCCUGGCGAACCAGGCUGCUGCCGCUGCUGCCAGUGGGAAACCCAAUGCUUCGCCCCAGCAGACGAAACAGGAACCUCCCAAGACUGAAGGGUCAACGUCGCGACCAGGUACUGCUGGCGGCAACGACACCACUCAGCCCAAGACAGAGGUGAAGACGGAAACCAAGGAAGAGGGCGCGCCGGCAAAUGCUACACCUACUCCUGCGAACGCAACGGCUCCCCAGAGUACAGAAAAGAAACCACCUUGGGAGCUCACUGAAGAAAUCAUGGCGGUUCUCAAGACCGCAUUCCCUCUCUUGGCCUUAUCAAUGGAGACAAUGGUGGAUCAGAUACAGAAGCAUUUCAAGUGUCCUCCCGAUGAAGAUGCAUACCGCCUUAUCGUUGCUCUUUUGAAUGAUGCCCUGGCCUAUGUCAGUCGCACUCCAGCCUCGUUUGCUAAGAGCGUCAAGCUGCCAUCUGCCACAGAACUGAACAUUACUCGCUUCGCGGAGACGAUUCUUCCUUCCCAUAUCAAGAAAUCCUUUGAGGCCGAUUUCGUCGAGGUCAAGCCCACCAUGUACGAAUACAUCCACAAGCUGCGAAAGUGGAGGGACAAGUUUGAAGAGAAACUUGAUCGCCGUGUCACCCGACAAUCGCUGGAAGCCUCGUCCCCGCACCUCAGUGAGUUCCGAUACCAGAAGUUUGACGAGGUGGAGAUUCCCGGACAGUACCUCCAGCACAAGGAUAAGAAUCAAGAUUUUAUUCGAAUUGAACGCUUCCUGAGCAAUGUUGAUCUGGUCCGAACCAUUAGCGGUUCGUACCGUCGACUGAAAAUGCGAGGACAUGACGGAAGCGUGCAUUCAUGGGCUGUGCAACACCCAGCCGCGAGACACUGCAGACGGGAAGAGCGUAUCCUGCAACUGUUCAGGGGCCUGAACCAGACCCUCAGCCGUAAGAAGGAGAGCCGUCGCCGCGACAUUCAAUUCACACUUCCGUUGAUGGUGCCCCUCGCCCCUCAUAUCAGAAUAGUGCAAGAAGACACAUCUUACAUCACCUUGCAAGGGGUAUAUGAGGAUCAUUGCAGGCGGAUGGGUAUGUCCAAGGACGAGCCUGUUCUGUUCACCAUGGAGAAGCUGCGUGGAGUGCUGGAGAUGAAGAUGACUAAUAAACCAGAGCAAACUGCUACUGCUCGACUGGAAGUCUUCAAUGCAAUCCAGGAGAAGUGGGUUCCUCAGACAGUAGCCCUCGAAUACUUCCAGAAGGCGUUCCCACACUUCACAGAAUUCUGGCUCUUCCGUCGGCAGUUCUCGUACCAGCUAGCGGCGCUUACGUUCAUGACAUAUAUUCUCUAUAUGCAUAACAGGUACCCGCAGAAGAUCAACAUCGCUCGUGGAUCCGGUAACAUUUGGGGAUCCGAGUUGAUGUCGUACAUGAGCUCAACGAAACCAUUCUUCCAGAAUCCCGAGCCUGUCCCCUUCCGGUUGACACCCAACUUGCAGGUUCUGAUGGGUCCUUUGGCCACCGAGGGUAUCUUUGCAUGCUCGCUCAUGGCUAUCGCACGAUGCCUUACAGAACCCGAGCAAGAGCUGGAACACGCACUAACCUUGUUUGUGCGGGAUGAAAUGAUCUUCUGGUUGCAGACCACGCAUAGAAACAGUAUUAGCGAGAACCAGCUCCGCGAGUCAGUUCAGGUCAAUAGCGAGUCUGUGGUCAAGAGGGCCAUCAGUCUAGCUCAUAAUCCUUCUGGCAAUCUACCUGCCAACCAGACAGUCAUCGAUGCUAUCGCUAAGGCUGUUAACCCGAUGAGUCUGGCGCAGUGCGAUGCUUUGUGGAUGCCUUAUCUAUAA